AUGCUGAAGGUGCGUGCCAAGACGCUGGUGGAGUACAAGGAGGCCGGAUGGUUCUUCAUGUCCAAGCGGCCCAUUGAGGUGUCGCCUGCUGCGGCUAUGGAUCUCAAAGGAGCUGGUGCGCAAGAGGCUUUGACGGCCUUGGUGCAGCUGUUGGAGAAGUAUUCCGGCGAGUGGAGCCCAGAGGGCUUGGAGACCUGCAUCAAGGACUACGCCGGGACGCAGAAGGCUUGA
Molecule: messenger RNA, 231 nt
Organism: Symbiodinium sp. CCMP2456
Lineage: Eukaryota; Dinophyceae; Suessiales; Symbiodiniaceae
Source: the annotation of a GenBank genome assembly